Quercus robur (English oak) is the source of this 1857-nucleotide messenger RNA. Its product is annotated as class V chitinase-like. The record is from RefSeq and is a predicted model, not a curated record. The coding region runs from base 1 to 1857 and encodes 618 amino acids. The transcript has 5 exons. NCBI's taxonomy places the organism in Eukaryota, Viridiplantae, Streptophyta, Magnoliopsida, Fagales, Fagaceae. Gene Ontology annotation, biological process: carbohydrate metabolic process; protein phosphorylation. Gene Ontology annotation, molecular function: ATP binding; protein kinase activity; chitin binding.
AUGGCUUCCAAACUUGUCACCCUACUCUUCCUCCUCAACUUUCUGCAACUCAAAUCCUACUGUUCAAGUUCAACCCAACAAUCCUGGAUUAAAGCUGGUUAUUAUUAUUCAGGUAGUGAAACUGUCAUUUCUGACAUAAACUCUAAGCUCUUUACUCACCUACUAUGCGCUUUUGCUUACAUAAACUCUUCCAACUACCACCUCUCUAUCAACUCCUCCACCGAACAAAAGUUCUCUACUUUCAUCAACACUGUAAAGCUCAAGAACCCAUUGGUUACAACGCUUUUGUCCGUAUGGGUUGGCAGAGAAGACUCUCCAAUCUUCUUUUCAAUGAUCAACCAGUCCUCUUUUAGAAAUUCUUUUAUUCAGUCCUCUAUUGAAACAGCAAGGUUUUAUGGGUUUCAUGGCAUAGACCUUUUUGGGGUUCUACCAAGCAAAAGCUCAGAUAUGACCAAUUUAGAUACCCUUUUGAACGAGUGGCGAAUUGCUGUGGUUUCUGAGGCAAAAAACUCUAGCAAGUCAGAGUUGCUAUUGGUCAUGGCUGGUUAUUACUUGCCAGCUUUGGAUUCAGUGAGUUACCCAAUUGAGUCCAUGAUGAAAAACUUGGAUUGGGUACAUGUUACAGCAUAUGAUUACCAUGUGCCUAGAAUCGACAAUUUCACAUACACUCAUGCGGCUUUAUAUGACCCAAUGAAUGGGGCUAAUACUGAUAGUGGCAUAAAAGAGUGGAAGAGAAGAGGAUUUUUGCUUAGCAAAUUGGUUUUGGGCUUGCCUUACCAUGGUUAUGCGUGGACGCUUUUGGACCCCAAUAAUAAUGCAAUGGGUGCACCGGCUAUCGGUCCAGCUGUUACAGUCGACGGUUCCAUGGGCUAUAAGUUCAUAAAAUCGUAUCUUAGAAGCUUUCCUUCUGAAGCUGCUCCAGUGUAUAAUGCUACCUAUGUGGUGAAUUUCUGCACAAUUGGGCCGGCUUGGAUUAACUAUGACGAUGUGGAGGCUGUUAAAGCUAAAGUCUCUUAUGCAAAGCAGAGCGGGCUACUUGGUUUCAAUGUUUUUCAAGUCGGGAAUGAUGAUAAUUGGGUGCUUUCUAGAGCAGCUCAAGGGGAAGACGAAGAUCAACAUAAUAAGAGUCAUACAUUGUUAAUAGCUCUGCCUACAACUGUUGCAGUCGUGCUUCUGCUGGGCACCAUGAUAUGUUACUUACGGAGCAGAGUCAUCAAGUCAAGAGGCUGUAUAGAUAGUGUCAAAAGAUUAUUAUAUAAAGUCCGAAUUAAAAUAUUAGCUGCUGAAGAUCUUAAUGGCAAUGCUUCUAAUCUGCAAGUAUUCAGUUAUUCUGACAUUAAUGCAGCUACCAAUAACUUUUCAAGUGAGAAUAAGCUUGGCGAAGGUGGAUACGGACCUGUUUACAAGGGCAAUUUAUGGAAUGGCCAGGAGAUAGCAGUAAAGAGACUUUCAAGAACUUCAAACCAAGGCCUUGAAGAGUUCAAAAAUGAGGUUACACUUACAGCAAGACUGCAACAUGUAAAUCUUGUUAGAGUUUUGGGAUAUUGCACUGAGAGAGAAGAAAAUAUGUUGAUCUAUGAAUAUAUGCCAAACAGAAGCUUGGAUCUCUACCUCUUUGAUCCACCUAGAUGCUCUCUUUUAGAUUGGAGGAAACGUGUAGACAUUAUUGAAGGUGUUACUCAGGGGCUUCUAUAUCUCCAAGAAUACUCAAAUUUUAUUAUAAUUCAUCGAGAUCUAAAGGCUAGUAACAUUUUAUUGGACAAUGAGAUGAAACCUAAGAUAUCUGAUUUUGGGAUGGCUAGAAUUUUCAGAAAGGAUGAACAUGAAGCAAACACAGGUCGGAUUGUUGGAACAUAA